Ooceraea biroi (clonal raider ant) is the source of this 1917-nucleotide messenger RNA. It is a transcript of the gene Bili, whose product is annotated as FERM domain-containing protein 8 Bili. NCBI's taxonomy places the organism in Eukaryota, Metazoa, Arthropoda, Insecta, Hymenoptera, Formicidae. Gene Ontology annotation, biological process: negative regulation of canonical Wnt signaling pathway. Gene Ontology annotation, cellular component: plasma membrane; cytoskeleton. The record is from RefSeq and is a predicted model, not a curated record.
CAGUUCAGAUGGCAGCGCAGCAGUAUGUGACGAUGGCACGAGUUGAGCCCAAAUGGAAGAUAAAAUAGGGAAACAACGUCGUAUUUCAUUAACGAUGUGACCUUAAUGAUACAGACAGAAUAUAAGUUAUCGUGUUAAAAAUGUGGCAGACACACUCAGGAUACAAUAGCGAAUCAGUGAUAAGAAUAAUCAUAUAUUUUCGUGAUAAUAAUAUUGAAAGUGUGUUACUAAAUGCUAUAGAUGGUCAAGAGAUGUCAAGUGAAAAGGGUAAAUAUUGCAAAUAUACACAUGCAGAUAGCUGUUCCUCAAUAUGCGUGUGUAAUAUCAACAAGCGCGGUGCGUGUAAUACGUUUUUGUAAUCGCCGAAUAGGCGAUUUUAUAAUUAACAACAACUAAGCUAAAUUUAUAAGAACGAAAAUGGAACAACAAAAUGAUUGCUCUAUUCAAAGAGGACAACCACUGCGUCGUUACCCAAAUGAUUACAAGGCGGAGGGACAUUCGUCCUCGAUGAAUAAAACAAUAAAUCAGCCACAGUAUUCGAAUACAGGGAGACCGACAGUACGCGUAGCUGUUUACCUGAUGACAGGGGUAUUUCUAACAAUGGAGGUUGAGCAAAACGCAACCGCACAGCAAAUUUUCACAAUAGUACAAUCGGAAGCGGAACUGAGUUUGACAAGAUUUUCCAUGGUAACCGCUACGCCAGUUUUUGCCAUUUGGAUGUGCUCCUCACAGUUGGAAGUUCAAUUACGCCCCACACACAAACCUGUGGAACUGGCUGCAAAGUGGAAUUACCUCGUAAAUAAAUACAGCUCUCACACAGAAGACUCAGAUGACGAAGAACCUUUGUUGUACUUUCGUAGAAACAUAUUUCUCUCCAAGACGGAAGAGGAACAAAUCAAAGACACCAAAAUACUCGAAUUGCUCUAUGCAGAGGCCAAACAUAACGUUCUGCAAGGACGAUACGCGUGCGAUGGUCCCGCGCGUUACGCCAGCUUGGGUGCUUUGCAAGCCCGAAUUGAACUUGGACCGUACAACGCGCAAAUUCACACCUUAGCAUUCUUCAGGAGACAUCGCGGUCGAUUUUUACCGUAUCACCACGCUUUCCCCAGUCUCCUCUUAGGAUUGGGACUCGGACUCGGAUUGGUAGGUGGCAAGGGAGCACCCGAGGCGCAUCUUCUGGAGCAAUAUAAGCGAAUACCUAGUCACAGCGGCAGCGCGAACGCGAAUCCAAAGAAGCUAAUUAGAAAAUAUCUCGAGUUCUGCUGGAACUUACCCUGCUACGGCGCGGCCUUCUUCCAAGGGCAGAUCGAGCGACCCGUGAGAGGUCUCGCGUCGUGGAUCAUCAAUCGCGACAUGCAGAUUCUCAUCGCAAUUAAUACGUCCGGGGUGUACAUAGUUGAUGACGUGCAAUGCAGCUUGCUAUUAGGGCUAAAAUACUCGGAACUGAGUUGGGAAAUGGCGAAACCCUCGGACGAGAGUAACCCGGACUGCCUACCUUGCUUGUUCUUACAGUUUCCAGUACGGGAAAAUGGAACACGUGUCUACAAGAUCUUGCAGGUUUUCUCGAGACAGGCACCAAUGAUGGAUACCUUAAUAUCCGGGUUUGCCGAGGAUUAUCGCUGUCAAUUUGUCAAUAAUGACACCAACAAUGACCAGUUGGAUCACCCGCUGGUCUCUGCUACUGUGAGCUUUACAAAUAAACUCAGCAAGUUUACCCUGGCUACCUUCGAUGAUGAAGGUCGAUGCAUCGGUCAAAUGGGCUCAUGGUCUUUUCGCUAAGUUAUUGUACAUAUGCCAAUAUACUUCUUGAUGAUACAGGAAUGAGUAUGAUUUUUGUAAUAUUAUACGUAAGAAGCCUUCUUACGUGUGAAUUAAUGUCCUUUGCACUUACUUAAAUAAUUAACUCAACUUCACGUA